Messenger RNA from Cyclopterus lumpus (lumpfish), 1320 nucleotides. Its product is annotated as green-sensitive opsin-like. Bases 1 to 1059 code for a protein of 352 amino acids. Lineage: Eukaryota; Metazoa; Chordata; Actinopteri; Perciformes; Cyclopteridae. The record is from RefSeq and is a predicted model, not a curated record. The transcript has 5 exons. Gene Ontology annotation, biological process: visual perception; G protein-coupled receptor signaling pathway; phototransduction. Gene Ontology annotation, cellular component: membrane; photoreceptor outer segment. Gene Ontology annotation, molecular function: G protein-coupled receptor activity.
AUGGUUUGGGACGGCGGGAUCGAGCCCAAUGGCACAGAGGGCAAGAACUUCUACAUCCCCAUGUCCAACAGGACUGGGGUUGUUAGAAGUCCCUUUGAAUACGAACAGUAUUAUAUGGUUGAUCCCAUGAUCUACAAGCUUCUAGCUUUCUACAUGUUUUUCCUGAUCUGCACUGGAACUCCGAUCAACGCUCUGACGUUGUUGGUCACAGCUCAGAACAAGAAGCUCCGGCAACCUCUCAACUUCAUCCUGGUCAACCUGGCUGUGGCUGGACUGAUCAUGUGCGCCUUUGGAUUCACCAUCACCAUCACAUCUGCUAUCAACGGCUACUUCAUUCUUGGAGCCACUGCUUGCGCUGUUGAGGGAUUCAUGGCCACACUAGGAGGUGAAGUUGCUCUCUGGUCCCUGGUAGUCCUUGCUGUUGAAAGAUACAUCGUAGUCUGCAAACCCAUGGGAAGCUUCAAGUUCUCUGGUACUCAUGCAGGAGCUGGAGUCCUUUUCACCUGGAUCAUGGCUAUGGCAUGUGCUGCUCCUCCUCUCUUUGGCUGGUCCAGGUACCUUCCUGAGGGCAUGCAGUGCUCCUGUGGACCGGACUACUACACUCUGGCUCCAGGCUACAACAAUGAAUCAUACGUAAUAUACAUGUUUGUUGUCCACUUCUUCACUCCUGUCUUCAUCAUUUUCUUUACUUACGGAAGCCUUGUGCUGACAGUCAAAGCUGCCGCAGCCCAGCAGCAGGAGUCCGAGUCUACCCAGAAGGCUGAGAGGGAAGUGACACGCAUGUGCAUCUUGAUGGUCUUUGGCUUCCUAGUAGCCUGGGUGCCAUAUGCCAGUUUUGCCGGUUGGAUCUUCAUGAACAAGGGAGCGGCCUUCACAGCCAUGACAGCAGCUAUCCCUGCCUUCUUUGCAAAGAGCUCAGCCCUGUAUAACCCUGUUAUCUAUGUGCUGUUGAACAAACAGUUCCGUAACUGCAUGCUGAGCACUAUUGGAAUGGGCGGCAUGGUGGACGAUGAGACCUCAGUCUCUGCCAGCAAGACAGAAGUGUCCUCUGUCUCUUAAUCACGAUGACAUCCUCAAAUCAUUGGACAUUUUUCUUGCUGAUCCCUUCCAGAUUUUUAAAAAGAUCCAGUGAAAAGAAAGUCUUAAACUUUUGCCAAAUGGAUUUAUGGAUUUGAUGAACAGACUCUGGACCUAACACGAUGAGGAAUUAAAUCUGUUAAUAUGUAUAAAUUAACAAAUGUAAUGAAAUGAAUUUGCUCAGGAGGUUUUCUUGCGCAGCAUUCAUGUGUCUGUGUGCGCGCAAGAGCAUAUGAGUGAGUG